CUCCCCUUUCUCUCCAAUGGAAAAAUGAGAAAUACGGAGCCAAGCCCAGCCGCAGCCUCAUAUCCUUCUCCCUUCUCACCACACAACAGCUUCCCACACGAAAAUUCUCUUUCUUCUCUCUACAAGUACUCUCUUCUCUCGCCGGAGAACACAAAAGAAAAAGAAAGGAAAGGUAGAAGCCAACAAACAACGAACAACAAUCCAACAGCAGCCGAGAGAGAGAGAGAGAAAGAGAAAAGGAUCAAUCUUGUGGCGCAGAAGUCGGACGGGAAGAGAAGAGGAGAAGAGCGAUCAUGGCGGCGUCGGGUGGACGGGACGGCGGGAAGGGUAGUGGGAAGGGGGGCUGCGAGCUCUGCGGGGCGGCGGCGCGGGUGUACUGCUGCGCCGACGACGCGACGCUCUGCUGGGGCUGCGACGCGCAGGUGCACGGCGCAAACUUCCUCGUGGCGCGGCACGCGCGCGCGCUGCUCUGCCGCGGGUGCGCGCGGCCCACGCCGUGGCGCGCCGCCGGGCCCCGGCUCGGCCCCACGGCGUCGCUCUGCGAGCGCUGCGUCGGGCGCGGCCGCGGCGGCGGCGACGGCGAGGAAGAGGACGAGGAGAUGACCGUUGAGGAGGAGGAAGAAGAGGAGGAGGAGGAGGGCGAGGGGGAGAACCAGGUGGUGCCGUGGGCGGAGGACGCGGAGGCCACGCCGCCGCCAGUCGCCAGCUCCACGUCCAGCAGCAGCCGCGAGGCCGCCCCCAACGCCGGUCACCGCUGCGCGAAGGAGGACCUUCCGUGCUCGACGUCCCAGCCGAGCUCGUGCCGCGGCGGUCAGAGCGACGAGGCCACCUCCGCCCGGAACAGCAGCGGCGGCCGACACUUCUUCGCCUCUGGGCACAGGAAGAGAUCCACCUCGGAUUUCCUCAGCUCGGGGUCGGCGCAGUCCGGGAGCGGCCCACCAGGGAGGAAUCGCUCUACCGCGGCGAUUAGUCGAAAUGACUUUUCAUGAUGCAACUCAGAGAUGCUGAUGUAGAUGCUGAUGCUAACUGCAUUAGAUGGCAGCCACUUUGUGCAUACAAGCAUUGGGGUGAGGGUGCGUCUCUAUUCAAGAUCAUCAAACUUCUGCUGAUGCAUAGAUCCCUUGGGCGGUCGUUUCGCCACCUCCGCGAACUCAGAAUUUAUCAGGCAACCUUCCAAGAACAUGAUAUAGAGUUAGUAUUAUUCGUAACUGCAACCACUUGCUGGAACUUGUUGUAUAUGUCCCCCGCCGAGGCUACUUCCUAGUGUUUCGAUUCGGUUUCUACGAUCCGUUUGCAGAGGGCUCUUAUGUGUUGGCUAACUUCAGAAAUGAUAAUAGGUUUUGCAUUUUGCAGUCA
Messenger RNA from Brachypodium distachyon (stiff brome), 1356 nucleotides. Its product is annotated as zinc finger protein CONSTANS-LIKE 4. Gene Ontology annotation, molecular function: zinc ion binding. The transcript has 3 exons. The coding region runs from base 294 to 989 and encodes 231 amino acids. The record is from RefSeq and is a predicted model, not a curated record. NCBI's taxonomy places the organism in Eukaryota, Viridiplantae, Streptophyta, Magnoliopsida, Poales, Poaceae.